This is a messenger RNA of Protopolystoma xenopodis, 582 nucleotides long. Lineage: Eukaryota; Metazoa; Platyhelminthes; Monogenea; Polystomatidea; Polystomatidae. The record is from the annotation of a GenBank genome assembly.
AUGUUUUGCGAUGCCUUGGAUUGCGUUGACCCUUUCCUCGGCCUUCGUGAUCUUUGUCUUCGGGCAUCACAGAUCUCAUCAUGUCCGUCUGAUACUCUCGACUUCAAUCCCAGUCAUCGAGCUAAUGAGCAGACUAUCUCUGCCUACCUAUCACUCAACGAUUGUCUGCUUCAUGAACUUUAUCAUCCUAAUAUUUUCAGCCGGCUGAUUCUCACCUUUGCUGACAUCCAUCCAGCACCUUCAUCUUCGCCGUUAAUUAACUCUGUUUUGCCUGUAUCUGCAGCAUCGAAUCUGGCUGGAUCAUCCUUCUCAGUUAUGCCCGACUGUGCCGGCUCAAGUGAUUUGGCGGCCGAGGAUAAGGCCGAAAAUUUGAAGCGCUGUCGCCAAAUCCUACAUUGCCUUUUUCAGCGAAAAAUAUAUCCAGCUAUUGGUGUCAUCUACUGUUCUGAUAAGGCUUAUUCACUUCCCAAUUUUGACGAUGUUACCUUUCCACACAGCUUCGAAAAGCCAAUGAAGUCCACUGGGAAGCCACGUCUCACUUACCCAGUCCAGGUAUCUCUCAUCAUUUUGAAAUUUUCAUAA